This is a messenger RNA of Cuscuta campestris, 1743 nucleotides long. The record is from the annotation of a GenBank genome assembly. NCBI's taxonomy places the organism in Eukaryota, Viridiplantae, Streptophyta, Magnoliopsida, Solanales, Convolvulaceae.
GAUCCACAUUUCAGGAAGUCGGGUCAGAACUCAGAAAGAUGAUCCGAAGAUCGUCUCCGCCCCGCCCUCACCCAAACCAGGCGAUAGGAUUCCGUUUUUGCCCUCCUGUGGGCCGGCGAGAGUUCCAUGAUGGCCAGGGCAGUAAAGACCAUUUUCUCCAUCUCACACUCCCCAACGUUUUCCAGGAUUUUAUGAGCAGUAGAGAGGUUUCAGAGUUUUUUAGUGGGGCUAUGGCAGGGGCUAUGACUAAAUUUGUUCUUGCUCCUCUUGAAACCAUUAGGUGCGUCCUCUCAUUUUCUCUCAUCUUUUUCAUUAAAUCUAUCUCUUGGACAACUAAACAGAAUGGUUCAACCCCAAUUCAAACUGAAAUACACUAUUUGCAUUCUUUGAUAUUGUGCACCAUCUAUUGUUCAUGUUCCUCAUUACACCUUCAACACAUCUCAGGUCUACACCAUCUAAUGUUCAUGUUCCUCUUUAAGUUCCCACAUUCCAGGAUUCCACUCCUUGUACGGGCACACACCUUCUUGAUGAUUGAUGUAUCAAAAUCAAAGCUGUGGUCACCUUCUGUUAAAUUUCCUAAAUGUGCGCUCUAUGUUUUUCCUAGUAUUACCACACAUCCAUUGCAACACGUAUCUCCGUCACAUUCAUCUUCUUUAUCUAAAUCUUCUUUCGUUGUCCAACAUUGAGAUUCAUAUGGUAAAGCGGGUUUUAUAUGACAUGCCUUAAAAAAAUUCUCUUUGUUCUUAGUAGUGCUUAUCAAUCACACGGGAUUCCUUGAUCUCCUUUGAGUUUGGGGAGCGGAUAUGUACCCCCUUUUACUUUCCCAACUCCCUACUCACACCUCUUACUUAACACAAAUUCGCCCUAACCUAUAUAUAUGCUCCCUAUCCCCCAUUUCUCAAGGAUGGGUUUGUGAGGUGACAUAAUCUGGGGAGUGGGAUAGGAAAUGGGGACAGGGAAGGGGAAAAGGUUAUCCCAUCCCACUCCAUGAGUUUGAUCCAACUAGAACUUGAAACACAUAUGUAUGGUUCUUUUCCGUCUAAUUUCACCACACUCGAAACAUAGGACGAGGAUGGUGGUUGGGGUCGGAUCAAAACACAUAUGUGGCAGUUUUAUGCAAGUGGUAGAGGAGAGAGGUUGGAUGGGACUAUGGGCUGGAAACACAAUCAACAUGGUCCGCAUAGUUCCAACACAAGCCAUUGAGCUCGGGAUGUUUGAGUGUGUCAAGCGAGCAAUGAGCUUGGCUCAAGAGAGGUGGGCUCUCUCCGGUGGUCCAGAACUAGAGAUUGGCACUGUUAAGUUCAAUCUUCCUUUUACAUGGAUCUCUCCCAUUGCUGCUGGAGGCGCCGCUGCUGGAAUUGUGAGCACCCUCGUGUGCCACCCACUGGAAGUGUUAAAGGUAUGGAUUUUUUUUUCUUUUCACUCUAAAAAACAGAUAGAAGUAAACUAGUUUGAGAAGUGCAUUUGCUUAUUAUCACACACAAAAACAUUUAAAAAAGAUGUUCUUUGGGGCCCGUUUGGUGAUUUUGGAGAGCCAAGAUGACGAGUUGUGAAAUCUGAAAUGUUAAUGUUUGAAAAAUAUAUAAAAUGUUGGUUGUUUGUGACACAAAAUGAGUGGCUGGUGGCGGUCGGUGGUGGUUGAGGGAGAUAUCAAAAUCACAGUUUUUAAGUUGUGAUUUCGUGAUUAUCAAAUCUAAACCCUGUUUAAGCUUCACCAAGAACCAACAAAAGGGUUUUGAUAUC